Molecule: messenger RNA, 2531 nt
Organism: Oncorhynchus kisutch (coho salmon)
Lineage: Eukaryota; Metazoa; Chordata; Actinopteri; Salmoniformes; Salmonidae
Product: protein QNR-71
Exons: 12
Coding region: 78-2003 (641 amino acids)
Biological process (GO): cell adhesion
Cellular component (GO): plasma membrane
Molecular function (GO): integrin binding
Source: RefSeq, a predicted model, not a curated record
AUACAUGUGUGUGCGUGCAGGAGCAGUUCUGUUUUUGGUGGGGUCUGCGUGAGGUGCAUCUUUUUAUUAAAGUCGAAAUGGGAGCUUUACAUUAUGUGUUUGUUCUGGCUAGCACUGUUUUCGUUUCUCAAGCAAAUGGACUCAAAACUUACCGGGACAUGUUCCCUCACAAGCAUUCAUUGUCGAUGAAGUUCCCGCCGAUCCCUGGUUGGAGCCCAGACAGCAACCCGUGGGAUGACUAUAUGUACCCGCCCUUUGGUCCCAAGGAACUAACGCGGAGAAAAGGUAAGCCCGUCAAAGUGCGCCUGACCAGCGACAGUCCAGCAAUCAAAGGUUCUGUGGUGUCAUUCACUGCCAAGCUGGAGUACCCGCCAUGUCAGAAGGAGGACACCAACGGGGAGCUGGUGUGGGAUGAGCACUGUCCAGAUGCUAACAGUCAGCUUAAGUCUGGCUAUGUAUUUAACUGGACCUCCUGGCUAGAUGACUACGGCUUUGGAAAGUGUACUGACCUGAAGAGAUGUAACGUCUUCCCAGAUGGGAAACCCUUCCCUCAGAGCAACGACUGGAGACACAAGGGCUACGUCUACGUAUGGCACUCCAUGGGUCAGUACUCUGAGACGUGUGAUGGCUCCUCUUCCACCCUAACAGUGAACACCAGUGACAUAAUUUUGGGGGCGGAGCUGAUGGAGGUCAUGGUGUACAGGAAACGCGAGCGCAGGAAGUACAGCCCCCUGGCCACCGACAAGGCAGUCUUCUUUGUCACAGACAAGAUCCCAGUGGCUGUGAAUAUUUCCCAGAAGGCAUCAGCCAACCUGUCGGACAGCGUAUUUGUGCGUGGCGAGGAAGUUGUGUUCAGUGUGUCCGUUCACGACCCUAGUGACUACCUGAAGACCGCAGACGCCGUCGACUACAUCUGGGACUUCAAGGACGGCAACCAGCUGGUCACUCAUAGCAACGUAGCCACUCACUCCUACAGUGCGGUAGGAGAUGUCAACGUGAAGCUGAGGGUGGAAGCGGCGUUCAAGAUCCCAUGUCCUCCACCCACGCAAACUACAGCGGCCCACACACCUCCCCCUGGCACUCACGCCAUCACUCGCAAAAUGGAGACAACCCAUGGUUUUGUGCCAGUCACCACUGCCAGACCCGCCUCCAACACACCUGUUCCUAUGACUACAGGCUUCCCGACAACAGAGCCCCUCCCCCCGACGGUUGCUGAUGUAACCUUGGCGCUGUUCAACCCGAUACAACUUUUUGCACAGUUCUUGCUAGCUGGCCCCACCCCCAUGUCCCCGCCCACUGGCCCUACCCCAAUGUCCCUGCCGGCUGGCCCCACCCCCAUGGCCCAGCUCCGCUACGCACAUCUGGCAGGCAAUGAUUGCUUCCGGUACUUCUACGGAACCUUCCAGACCAACAUCACCAUUAUUGAACCCAAGCACUUCAUCAACAGCCAGCCAGCCAAUCGGAUCCUGGACGUGUUUGCUGACAAGGUCACCAACACUGACAUAAGCUUCCUAGUCAAGUGCCUGGGCAGCACUCCCACCUCAGCCUGCACCAUCGUCUCGGACCCCUCUUGCCAGCAGGUGAGGAACAUCGUGUGUGAUGACGUGCCCCCAUCGUCGGAGUGCGAGGUGCGCCUGCGGAGGACCUUCCUGGAGCCAGGGACCUACUGUGUCAACAUCACCCUGGAGGAUGCCAGCAGUCUGGCCCUCACCAUCACCACCACCAUCACCAUAAGCAACACUGACCCUGACACACCCGAGUCUAAAGCUCCUCAUGCUGCAGAGGUUGUCCUCUCCUCCAGUGCUAUUCUGGUAGCCAUCUUUGCCUUCACUGCCUUCAUGGUCUACAAGCGCUAUAAAGUCUACAAGCGGGUGAGGAGGUCCCUGGUGGAGGACGCCAGUGGCCAUGUUGGUGUUGGGGGUCAUAUGGGCCGGCUGAGGAAGGUAAUAUUCCCCACCAACGAGGAGAGUCGCCGCCUGCUGUCGGACAGACACCCCAUGUAGACCCAUCGAUGGUACUACAGCCAUAGGCUGCAAAUUUGGGGUGUGAAACAUUUUGAAAGGUGCAGAUAGAAAUAACUGGAUUCGCUUUCGUACCUGACAGACAAGCAUAUCUGUUCUACACAAUACAUUUCUAUCUCAAUGUUCUGCAACUUUAUAUAAUCCUUAACAGGCCCCAGGAUUUUUACUCAGAGGUUCUUCAGUACCAAGUUUAAUUUUAGCACGUUCAUAAAUGCAUCACAAAGAAGAUAUCUAUACCAAUAACUAAGAGAACUAACAACUGUUAAUAAGAUAGCAAGAGGAACAUUUAACUUUUGAUAAUAUGAAAAUACUCGUGCCUUUUCUGUUUAGUUGACUUUGUUGUAGAAAAGUAUGUCUAUAUGAAGUCUACACCCUCCUUGGAUUUCUUCACAUUUUGUGUUACAAAGUGGGAUUAAAAUGGAUUUCAUUGUAAUUUGUCAACAGCCUACACACAAGGGUAUAUAUUUUAAAGAUGAAUGAAAAAUAAAACACUAACAUACCUUGAUUGGA